AUGGCAUUGGCAACUAGCAGACUGGCAAUAGUGACAGGCGCCAACAAGGGCAUCGGGUACGCCAUCGUAAAGGCUCUGUGUGAACGAUUCGACGGCGAUGUUUACCUCACAGCCCGCGACGUCGGCAGGGGCGAGGCCGCGGUCGGACGGCUGAAUGAGCUGGGUCUGAAGCCUAAGUUCCACCAGCUGGACGUGACCGACACAGAUAGUGUGGCCGCGUUCGCCGCGUUCGUGGCCCACAGCUACGCGGGCAUUGACGUGCUGGUCAACAACGCCGCGAUCGCAUUCAAGGUGGCCGCCACCGAACCGUUCGGCGAACAGGCCGAGGAGACGCUCCGGGUCAACUACUUUGCACUGCGGACCGUGUGCGACGCGCUGUUCCCAUUGCUAGUGCCCGGUGCUCGUGUGGUAAAUUUGUCCGGCUAUAGCGGCCGCCUGUCACUGAUUCCGGGCGAAGAGCUUAGGCGAACGCUGUCCUCGCCUAUGUUGACCAUCGACCAGCUGGACGCUCUGAUACGCCAGUUCGUGGAGAAAGCCAAGGGCGGCGAUCAUAAACAAUCCGGAUGGCCGUCGUCCGCGUACGGCGUGUCCAAAGUCGGAGUUAGUGCGCUGACAUGUAUACUACAGAGGCAAUUCGAUUUAGACUCCAGGACAGACAUUGUGAUCAACAGUGUCCACCCUGGCUACGUGGCCACGGACAUGGCCAGUCACAAAGGACCGUGA
Messenger RNA from Metopolophium dirhodum (rose-grain aphid), 723 nucleotides. RefSeq names its product carbonyl reductase [NADPH] 3-like. The record is from RefSeq and is a predicted model, not a curated record. Bases 1 to 723 code for a protein of 240 amino acids. NCBI's taxonomy places the organism in Eukaryota, Metazoa, Arthropoda, Insecta, Hemiptera, Aphididae. The transcript has 2 exons. Gene Ontology annotation, molecular function: carbonyl reductase (NADPH) activity.